GAGAGGCGGCACUUGGGCUGCAGCUCGCUACCAGAGGCAGUCUCGCUCAACUCUCGGAGGGACGGAGGGAGGUAGCCACGGAGUAGGAUGCUCUGCGGGGUGCCCUGAACCCGGGGGCGCGUGAAGCAGCUUCACGGGCUGGGGCAACCGGACAGCUUUCACCAUGCACCAGUCCCUGACUCAGCAGCGGUCCAGCGAUAUGUGCCUGCCCGAUUCCAUGGCCACCUGUUUCCACGGAUGCUCGAGACUGGGACUUCCUGGGACCCUCCCUGUAUGGCAAAGCAGACUCAGUCUGGGCAGCUUCUCUCCGCAGCUGCUUCCUGAUGCUGCAGAGCCUUCAAUCGAAGGAAACUCCAUCUAUGUUACUGUGACUUUGCUUAUUGUGUCCGUGUUAAUUCUCACGGUGGGCCUUGCUGCAACCACCAGGACCCAGAAUGUGACUGUCAGAGGUUAUUACCCAGGAGUUAUUCUUGGCUUUGGAUCAUUCCUUGGAAUCAUCGGAUCAAACCUUGUUGAGAACAAACAACAGAUGCUGGUGGCUUCUAUCGUCUUUAUAAGCUUCGGUGUGAUUGCUGCUUUUUGUUGUGCUAUAGUCCAUGGAGUCUUUGCUGCCAGACAUAUUGAUCUGAAACCACUCUACGCUAACCGGUGCCACUAUGUCCCCAAGACAUCCCAGAAAGAAGCUGAGGAGGUCAGAAGUUCCUCAACCAAAAAUUCUCCUUCCACGAGGGUUAUGAGGAACCUUACCCAGGCAGCUAGAGAGGUGAACUGCCCUCACCUCAGCUGUGGAUUCUGCACUCCUCGCAUCAGGGGCAACACCUGCUUUUGCUGUGACCUCUACAACUGUGGCAAUUGGGUGGAGAUCACCGGUGGCUACUAUGAAUACAUCGAUGUCAGCAGCUGCCAGGACAUUAUCCACCUCUAUCACCUGCUCUGGUCUGCCACCAUCCUCAACAUUGUUGGCAUGUUUCUGGGCAUCAACACUGCUGCUGUCCUUGGAGGCUUUAAGGACAUGAACUCAGCUCUCCCAGCACUGAACUGUUCUGUUGAAAAUGCCCAUCCAACUGUUUCUUACUAUGCUCGUCCCCAAGUGGCAUCCUACAAUACCUGCUACCAUAGUCCUCCUCACCUGCCAUACAUGAUUUUCAGGUAUCAACAUUCCAGUGUCUUUCCAUCCUCUCCUCCCUCUGGACUUUCUGAUGAACCUCAGUCGGCCUCUCCCUCACCCAGCUACAUGUGGUCCUCAAGUGCUCCACCCCAUUACUCUCCACCCUACUAUCCACCUUUUGAAAAACCACCACCUUACAGUCCCUAAAGAGGAAUGCCUGCUGGCUAUUGAGAUUAUUGUAGCUUUUGUAUUUCUACUUUAGUGGAAGUGUGUAGGGUACGAAAUUUAAAGUGUGAUUAUUAUGCAUAGUUUUGUUUUAC
Choloepus didactylus (southern two-toed sloth) is the source of this 1428-nucleotide messenger RNA. RefSeq names its product transmembrane protein 255A (gene TMEM255A). NCBI's taxonomy places the organism in Eukaryota, Metazoa, Chordata, Mammalia, Pilosa, Megalonychidae. The coding region runs from base 164 to 1315 and encodes 383 amino acids. The record is from RefSeq and is a predicted model, not a curated record. The transcript is spliced from 13 exons.